Molecule: messenger RNA, 1547 nt
Organism: Eriocheir sinensis (Chinese mitten crab)
Lineage: Eukaryota; Metazoa; Arthropoda; Malacostraca; Decapoda; Varunidae
Product: WW domain-binding protein 4-like
Exons: 5
Coding region: 158-1027 (289 amino acids)
Biological process (GO): mRNA splicing, via spliceosome
Cellular component (GO): precatalytic spliceosome; nucleus
Molecular function (GO): zinc ion binding; protein binding; RNA binding
Source: RefSeq, a predicted model, not a curated record
AAAAGAGUUCUUUGUUUAUCUUUCCAUGACGAUUUCUUCCCUUGCUUGAAGGGUGCAGUGAAGGACUUAUUUUGAUACUAGCACAUAGCCUCAAGAACCAUUUCAGCGGUAUCAAGAAACAGGUGGUCUCAGGGACGUGUCAUAACUCACAAACAAAAUGUCAGAAUACUGGAAAUCCAAUCCUCGGAAAUUUUGUGACUUCUGCAAGUGUUGGAUUGCAGACAACAAACCAAGCGUAGACUUCCAUGAAAGAGGAAAACGGCAUAAGGAAAAUGUGCAAAAGCGUUUGGCAGAAAUGGGAAGGAAGGGCCAGGAGGACUAUGAGGCUAAGCUACAAGAGGAAGAUUUUCUUAAGAGCAUGGAAGAGGCUGCCAUGAAAGCCUACAAGGCUGACAUAGAGAAGAACCCAGACAUGACCGGAGCAAAGAUCAGUGAGAUAGCUAAGGCGAGCAAUGCUGAACUGGUGGUAGGAAAGAAAAAGGCACCAGCACAAAGCACCACUGCUACUUCCAAGCCAGCUGCUGCUGCAGCACCUAAAGUAUGGCAUGAAGCCAGAGCUGCUGACAAAACAUCAUACUACUGGAACACAGAGACUGGAGAGUCUACAUGGGAGGUACCCAAGGAAGGCUUUUUGUCAAUAGAAGAUCAAGAACAACUGACAAGCAAGACCGGCAAUGCCAGCAACACAUCCUCAAAAGAUAAGCCAACUCCCAAAAUUCAGAAGUCACAGAGCACAGUUUCUGGAGCUCCUGUAACCUAUGGACCUGCACCAAAGGUUGAUGUUUAUUCCUCAUGGCAGACAGUUGAGAUGACUAAGGAAAAAGCAGUGGACCUCCAACUUCCAGAAAUUGAAGAGGAGGGUUAUUAUGGUCCUGAGGUGGUGAUCAGUAAGCCUGAAGUGACAUUCAAGGAAAAGGUUGUAACACUAUCCAAUAAAGGAGAUGAAGGAGGAGGCAAUGUUGGCUUCAAGAAAAGGAAAGCACUGCAGGACAAUAGAAAGAUUAUGAAAAGAAGAAAUGAUUUAUAGGACCAAAAUUACUUUCAUCUGUUGUAACAGGGAUUUUAUGGUGUAUUCAAGGUAUGGGAAGUAAAGAUGUUUACUUUGAGAAAUUGAAUUUAAAAAAGCUAUAGCUGUGUACCUUUAUUAAAGGUAAGUACUUUUACUAAGUUAUGAAAUGAGUCUGGCUGAUCUGAAACCAUUCCAUUCAUCACAUGAUGCCAUUUCCUUUCUUCCCCAAUAAGCAUCCAGUUUCAGUGUUACCUCUUUAGAUUGACUUGUUUUGUGCCCUUUCAUGCAUCACUUAAUCACCCAAAUUGGUCACUGAUCAAAUGCCAAGAGAUAGAGUAACCAUCACAUUGGGGACCAGGGAAGGUAUCCAUCAAGUUGGCCUUAAUGGAAUAAAAUUCAAAAGUAUACGAGUUAAACAAUCAAGUACAAAAUCAUGUGUAUAUUAUAAGACUUUCAGAACUGGCAUACAUUAGUUUCUUAAAGAAAUUAAUUUUUAUGAUAGGCAUUUAUUAUCAAUAUAAAUAAAGCAUACAAUGUU